CUCUGGAUUCGAGGACCCGCUUGGAUGCUUCCCUUCCGAGCGCCCUCGGAAGAUGGACCGUCAGCCACGCGCAUAAAGACAUCGAGGGGUCACCAGUCUCCAAGGCAGACCCGGAGGGCUGGGCCCGGGCUUCCGCGGAGGAGGAGAUGGCUUCCAGCCCGCUGCCGGGGCCCAGCGACAUCCUGCUGGCCUCCCCUUCCAGCGCCUUCCAGCCCGACGCGCUGAGCCAGCCGCGCCCGGGCCACGCCAACCUCAAACCCAACCAGGUGGGGCAGGUGAUUCUCUACGGCAUUCCCAUCGUGUCGUUGGUGAUCGACGGGCAGGAGCGCCUGUGCCUGGCGCAGAUCUCCAAUACUCUCCUCAAGAACUUCAGCUACAACGAGAUCCACAACCGCCGCGUGGCGCUGGGCAUCACGUGCGUGCAGUGCACGCCGGUGCAGCUGGAGAUCCUGCGGCGCGCCGGGGCCAUGCCCAUCUCAAACAUGAUUACCAAACGCGAGGCCGAGCGCCUGUGCAAGUCCUUCCUGGGCGAGAACAGGCCGCCCAAGCUGCCGGACAACUUCGCCUUCGACGUGUCUCACGAGUGCGCGUGGGGCUGCCGCGGCAGCUUCAUUCCCGCUCGCUACAACAGCUCCCGCGCCAAGUGCAUCAAAUGCAGCUACUGCAACAUGUACUUCUCCCCCAACAAGUUCAUCUUCCACUCCCACCGCACGCCUGACGCCAAGUACACGCAGCCGGAUGCCGCCAACUUCAACUCGUGGCGUCGCCAUCUGAAGCUCACCGACAAGAGCCCCCAGGACGAGCUAGUCUUCGCCUGGGAGGACGUCAAGGCCAUGUUCAACGGCGCCGGCGGCACCAGCUGCAGCUACCCCAGCGAGGACAGCUCCGAGGACGAGGAGGACGAGGAGGAGGAGCAGGAGGUGGACGUGGAGAGCCACAAACCCCCCGAAGGCGAAGAGGAGGAGGAGGAAGGUCGAGACCCCGACGACGACGAGGAGGAAGACGAGGAGACGGGGGUCCUGCUGGGGGACCCCUUAGUCGGGGGCGGCCGGUUCCUUCAGGGCCGAGGGCUGUCGGAGAAGGGGAGCAGCCGGGGCCAGAAAGCGAGCGGCGGCGGCGAUAGCAGCAGCAGCCCGGGCAGCCCGGUCCACCAUCCAUCAUUGGAGGAGCAGCCCUCCUACAAAGAUAAUCAGAAAACUAAGGAAAAUAACCAAGUUAUUUUAUCUACAAAAGAUGACAACUUUUCAGAUAAGAACAAGGAGCACAGCUUUUUCAUCACAGACUCUGAGGCUUCCGGAGGAGAUUUUUGGAGAGAAAGAUCAGGUGAACACACUCAAGAAACAAAUUCACCUCAUUCUCUCAAAAAGGAUGUAGAAAAUAUGGGGAAAGAAGAACUUCAGAAGGUUUUAUUUGAACAAAUAGAUUUACGGAGACGACUGGAACAAGAAUUCCAAGUGUUAAAAGGAAAUACAUCUUUCCCAGUAUUCAAUAAUUUCCAGGACCAGAUGAAAAGGGAACUAGCCUACCGAGAAGAAAUGGUGCAACAGCUACAAAUUAUCCCCUAUGCAGCAAGCUUGAUCAGGAAAGAAAAGCUUGGUGCCCAUCUCAGCAAAAGUUAAACGGUGCACAGAACCACUUACUCUUGUUCUCUUGUAAGAUACAGCCUGCCACUGAGCACUUCCGACCCACACAAAGACUGCGAUUGAAAGGGCUUGGGAAUCAAAUAGAAAAUCAGGUUCAGGAGAACCCAAGGACAAGUGACCUCAAAGCCGCAUGGACAACCAUGUAAGAUAGACUGUGGCGGCCGUUCGUUAGUGGGGGGAGGGGGAGCCAACCAGAGCCGUCAACGCUUGUCGCAUAUUUUGGUGGAACCAAAGUUUGAGUCUUUGUGUUUUUAAAGGCCAACUGAACCCAGAGCGUUGGGAGUGCUGUUAGCCAACCAGGGUGGGAAAUUCAUGGACGGUCCCAAGUGAGCUCAGUGUUGCACACGUGGAGAGGGCAGCUCUAAAGACUGUCUGUAACUUUUGAAGAAGUGAUUCUUUGUGGAAAGAAAACACAAAACCUGUCCUUGGAGUGGGGGGUCACGUUUCGACAGCUAGGAUGGCAUCAGCCGUGUAAACUGCUUUUCAUAGCAAACUGGACGGACUUUCACGUGGCCCCUUCCUCUCUGGUACUUUGCCUGCUGUAUGAAUGCAGAUUGUAUUCCUCUGGAAAUAUUUUACAGUUUAAUAUUGAGUGUAAUUAAGAAUAUAAUCAUGUUAUCAAAAAUGGUAUUUAACUCUGUUGUAGUUUCUUUAACAUUCAU
Myotis brandtii (Brandt's bat) is the source of this 2305-nucleotide messenger RNA. RefSeq names its product SKI family transcriptional corepressor 2 (gene SKOR2). Gene Ontology annotation, cellular component: nucleus; transcription regulator complex. Gene Ontology annotation, biological process: negative regulation of BMP signaling pathway; negative regulation of transcription by RNA polymerase II. The record is from RefSeq and is a predicted model, not a curated record. Gene Ontology annotation, molecular function: RNA polymerase II cis-regulatory region sequence-specific DNA binding; SMAD binding; DNA-binding transcription factor activity, RNA polymerase II-specific. NCBI's taxonomy places the organism in Eukaryota, Metazoa, Chordata, Mammalia, Chiroptera, Vespertilionidae.